Molecule: messenger RNA, 597 nt
Organism: Marmota flaviventris (yellow-bellied marmot)
Lineage: Eukaryota; Metazoa; Chordata; Mammalia; Rodentia; Sciuridae
Gene: Angptl8
Product: angiopoietin like 8
Biological process (GO): triglyceride homeostasis; regulation of lipid metabolic process
Cellular component (GO): extracellular region
Source: RefSeq, a predicted model, not a curated record
AUGCCUGCACUCACUCUGUGCCUCCUGUGGGCUCUGGCAGCAGUGGCCCAGCCUGCCCCAGUGGCCCCCAUGGGUGGCCUGGAGCCGGCACAGCAUGAGGAACUGACCCUGCUCUUCCACGGGGCCCUGCAGCUGGGCCAGGCCCUCAACGGCGUGUACAAGACCACGGAGGCCCGACUGACAGAGGCCGGGCAGAGCCUGGGCCUCUAUGGCCAAGCACUGGGGCUCUUGGGACUACAAGUCAGCCAGGGCCGGGACGCAGCUCAGGAACUUCGCACAAGCUUGCUGGAGAUACAGCUAGAGGAGGAUGAUCUGCAGCUGCAGGCAGAGGCCACAGCCCAGGUGCUAACGGAGGUGGCCCAGGCCCAGCGGGUACUGCGGGACAGCGUGCAACGACUGGAAGCCCAGCUGCAGGGUGCCUGGCUAGGCCAUGCCCGCCAAGAAUUUGAGGCCUUAAAGGCUCACGCUGACAAGCAGAGCCACUUCCUAUGGGCCCUCACGGGACACGUGCAGCGACAGAGGCAGGAGAUGGCAGCUCAGCAACACUGGCUGCGGCGGAUCCAGGAGAGACUCCACACGGCGGCACUUCCAGCCUGA